Messenger RNA from Neopsephotus bourkii (Bourke's parrot), 921 nucleotides. RefSeq names its product sialic acid binding Ig like lectin 15 (gene SIGLEC15). Gene Ontology annotation, biological process: regulation of bone resorption; regulation of osteoclast development; regulation of actin cytoskeleton organization. The transcript is spliced from 5 exons. The coding region runs from base 1 to 921 and encodes 306 amino acids. The record is from RefSeq and is a predicted model, not a curated record. Gene Ontology annotation, cellular component: plasma membrane. NCBI's taxonomy places the organism in Eukaryota, Metazoa, Chordata, Aves, Psittaciformes, Psittacidae.
AUGAGACAGUUUGGGUUGUUUCUUCUGUGCCUCCUUCUCAUCUCCAGGAAGGGCCUGCAGUCCAGUGGGUGGUCUGUUCACGUCCCAUCUGAUGUCACUGGUGAGCUUGGGAAGAUGGUUAUCCUGCCCUGCACCUUCACACACCCCUACAAAACAUUUGACAGGACUCUCACUGCCAUUUGGAGGAUCAAAGAACCUUACAAUGGCACAGUUGUGUUCAAGUGCAUUAGUCAGAGCACCAGCGAGCUCUGCAAGACUGCCAUCAGCUACAAAAACAAAUACAAACUGCUUGGCAACCCCUGGCAUAAAGACCUUUCCAUCAGGAUUGACAACCUGACCUGGAGCGACAGCGAGAGAUACUUCUGCAGGGUGGAGCUGUCUGGAGAUAUCCAUGACAAGUAUGAAAGUAGGAAUGGGAUAAAGCUGCAUUUGAUCGCUGCCCCCAGGAUCGUUAACAUUACCGUCAGCUCCAAUGGGGAUCACACGUUCCAAGCACGCUGCACUGCCGAGGGGGAGCCAGCCCCCACCCUGACCUGGACAGGACCACCCUAUAGCAACCUCAGCUCCAUUACCAGCACCAGUCACCGUGUCACCAGGGAGCUCCAGUACCUGACCCACGAUGGGAAAUACACCUGCACUGCUGUCAACAGCCACGGGAGAGCAGAGGGGACUGUGUACUUCUAUAGGUUCAGAUCAUCCAGCAGCUCCUUCCUCCUCAUCCUGAUCUUUGUGCCUCUGGGAAUUAAAGUGCUCAUUUUGCUGGUGAUAGUUAUCUUCACCGUUUUCUCUAGCGGAGGUGCCUCAGCUCAAUCCAGCCUGGCCCGGUCACAGCCACAAGACUCCACCUAUGAGAACUUUGACCGCAGACACAGCGGCGACCAGACUUUGCCAACACAAAGAAGAGCAUCGAGAUGCAGCUGA